Symphalangus syndactylus (siamang) is the source of this 3568-nucleotide messenger RNA. It is a transcript of the gene OAS2, whose product is annotated as 2'-5'-oligoadenylate synthetase 2. Gene Ontology annotation, biological process: negative regulation of viral genome replication; regulation of ribonuclease activity; defense response to virus. The record is from RefSeq and is a predicted model, not a curated record. Gene Ontology annotation, cellular component: nucleoplasm; cytosol; membrane. Gene Ontology annotation, molecular function: double-stranded RNA binding; 2'-5'-oligoadenylate synthetase activity. Lineage: Eukaryota; Metazoa; Chordata; Mammalia; Primates; Hylobatidae.
GGUUAGUUUUGUUUCCCUGCUCCGGAUGCAGGAGUUGGUAAACUCGCUGCAGUGGGUGGAGAGAGGCCUCUAGACUUCAGUUUCAGUUUCCUGGCUCUGGGCAGCAGCCGGAUUUCCUCUGCUUCCCAUCCUACCAUUCACUGUCUUGCCGGCAGCCAGCUGGGAGCAAUGGGAAACGGGGCGUCCCAGCUGUCCUCGGUGCCCGCUCAGAAGCUGGGCUGGUUUAUCCAGGAAUACCUGAAGCCCUACGAAGAGUGUCAGACAAUGAUCGACGACAUGGUGAACAUCAUCUGUGACGUCCUGCAGGAACCCGAACAGUUCCCCCUGGUGCAGGGAGUGGCCAUAGGUGGCUCCUAUGGACGGAAAACAGUCUUAAGAGGCAACUCCGAUGGUACCCUCGUCCUCUUCUUCAGUAAUUUAAAACAAUUCCAGGAUCAGAAGAGAAUCCAACGUGACAUCCUCGAUAAAACUGGGGAUAAGCUGAAGUUAUGUCUGUUCACGAAGUGGAUGGAAAGCAGUUUCGAGAUCCAGAAGUCCCAUGAUGGGUUCACUAUCCAGCUGUUCACAAAAAAUCAGAGAAUCUCUUUCGAGGUGCUGGCCACCUUCAACGCUCUGAGCUUCAAUGAUAAUCCCAGCCCCUGGAUCUAUCGAGAGCUCAAAAGAUCCUUGGAUAAGACAAAUGCCAGUCCUGGUGAGUUUGCAGUCUGCUUCACCGAACUCCAGCAGAAGUUUUUUGACAACCGUCCCAGAAAACUAAAGGAUUUGAUCCUCUUGAUAAAGCACUGGCAUCAACAGUGCGAGAAAAAAAUCAAGGAUUUACCCUCGCUGUCUCCGUAUGCCCUGGAGCUGCUUACGGUGUAUGCCUGGGAACAGGGGUGCAGAAAAGACAACUUUGACAUUGCUGAAGGCGUCAGAACCAUUCUGGAGCUGAUCAAACACCAGGAGCAGCUGUGUAUCUAUUGGACGGUCAACUACAGCUUUGAAGAUGAGACCGUCAGGAACAUCCUGCUGCACCAGCUCCAAUCAGCGAGGCCAGUAAUCUUGGAUCCAGCCGACCCAACCAAUAAUGUGAGUGGAGAUAAAAUAUGCUGGCAAUGGCUGAAAAAAGAAGCUCAAACCUGGUUGACUUCUCCCAAUCUGGAUAAUGAGUUACCUGCACCAUCUUGGAAUGUUCUGCCUGCACCACUCUUCACGACCCCAGGCCACCUUCUGGAUAAGUUCAUCAAGGAGUUUCUCCAGCCCAACAAAUGCUUCCUAGAGCAGAUCGACAGUGCUGUUAACAUCAUCCGUACAUUCCUUAAAGAAAACUGCUUCCGACAAUCAACUGCCAAGAUCCAGAUUGUCCGGGGAGGAUCAACCGCCAAAGGCACAGCUCUGAAGACUGGCUCUGAUGCCGACCUCGUCGUGUUCCAUAACUCACUUAAAAGCUACAUCUCCCAAAAAAAUGAGCGACACAAAAUCGUCAAGGAAAUCCACAAACAGCUGGAAGCCUUUUGGAGGGAGAAGAAGGAGGAGCUUGAAGUCAGCUUUGAGCCUCCCAAGUGGAAGGCUCCCAGGGUGCUGCGCUUCUCUCUGAAAUCCAAAGUCCUCAACCAAAGUGUCAGCUUUGAUGUGCUUCCUGCCUUUAAUGCACUGGGUCAGCUGAGUUCUGGCUCCACACCCAGCCCCGAGGUUUAUGCAGGGCUCAUUGAUCUGUAUAAAUCCUCGGACCUCCCGGGAGGAGAGUUUUCUACCUGUUUCACAGUCCUGCAGCGAAACUUCAUUCGCUCCCGGCCCACCAAACUAAAGAAUUUAAUUCGCCUGGUGAAGCACUGGUACAAAGAGUGUGAAAGGAAACUGAAGCCAAAGGGGUCUUUGCCCCCAAAGUAUGCCUUGGAGCUGCUCGCCGUCUAUGCCUGGGAGCAGGGGAGUGGAGCGUCAGAUUUUGACACUGCAGAAGGUUUCCGGACGGUCCUGGAGCUGGUCACACAAUAUCAGCAGCUCUGCAUCUUCUGGAAGAUCAAUUACAACUUUGAAGAUGAGACCGUGAGGAAGUUCCUACUGAGCCAGUUGCAGAAAACCAGGCCUGUGAUCUUGGACCCAGCCGAACCCACAGGUGACGUGGGUGGAGGGGACCGUUGGUGUUGGCAUCUUCUGGCAAAAGAAGCAAAGGAAUGGUUAUUCUCUCUCUGCUUCAAGGAUGGGACUGGAAACCCAAUACCACCCUGGAAAGUGCCGACAAUGCAGACACCAGGAGGUUGUGGAGCUAGGAUCCAUCCUAUUGUCAAUGAGAUGUUCUCAUCCAGAAGCCAUAGAAUCCUGAAUAAUAAUUCUAGAAGAAACUUCUAGAGGCCAUCUGGCAAUCACUUUUAAAGACUUGGCUCACCAUAAGAAAGAGUCACUCACAUCCAUUCUUCCCUUGAUGGUCCCUAUUCCUCCUUCCCUUACUUCUUGGACUUCUUGAAAUCAAUCAAGACUGCAAACCCUUUCAUAAACUCUUGCCUUGCUGAACUCCCUCUCUGCAGGCGGCCUGCCUUUAAAAAGAGUUGCUGUCAUCCACUUUAUGUGCAUCAUAUUUCUGUCAACUUGUACUUUUUUUUCUUGUAUUUUUCCAAUUAGCUCCUCCUUUUUCCUUCCAGUCUAAAAAAGGAAUCCUCUGUGUCUUCAAAGCGAAGCUCUUUACUUGCCCCUUGGUUCUCAUAACUCUGUGAUCUUGCUCUCGGUGCUUCCAACUCAUCCACAUCCUGUCUGUUUCCUCUGUAUACAAAACCCUUCCUGCCCCUGCUGACACAGACAUCUUCUAUGCCAGCAGUCAGCCAACCCUUUCAUUAGAUCUUCAAGCUCUCCAAAGGCUCAAAUUAUAACUGUUGCCAUAUUUAUAUGAGGCUGUUGUCUUUUCCUUCUGAGCCUGCCUUUCUCUCCCCACCCAGGAGUAUCCUCUUGCCAAAUCAAAAGACUUUUUCCUUGGGCUUUAGCCUUAAAGAUACUUGAAGGUCUAGGUGCUUUAACCUCACAUACCCUCACUUAAACUUUUAUCACUGUUGCAUAUACCAGUUGUGAUACAAUAAAGAAUGUAUCUGGCUUUUGUGCCUAGUUCCUAGCACACAGCUUCAAAAACUCUAGAGUUUCCUGAUAGGAGUGUCUUUUGUAUUCAUAAUAAGCCCUUUUCACCCCUUCCUGGGUUUAUGCUAACAAGGUUACCCAUGGUGGGCCCUUAGUUUCAAGGGAGGAGUUGGCCAAGCCAGAAAGACCAAGCAUGUGAUUAAAGCAUUGGAAUUUUCAGCCCCAUCCCACCCCCAAUCUCCAAGGAGGUGAUGGGGCUGGAAAUUGAGUUCAAUUUUAACAUGGCCAGUGAUUUAAGCAAUGAUGCCUAUGUAAAGAAACCCCAAUAAAAACUCUGGACAGUGAGGCUUGGGGAACUUCCUGGUUGGUGAACAUUCUAAGGUACUAGGAAGGUAGCACAUCCUGAUUCCACAGGGACAAAGGCUCCUGAGCCCUGGACCCUUCCAGUGCUUGCCAACCUACACAUCUCUUUGUCUGGCUCUUCAUUUAUAUUCUUUAUAAUAAAAUGGUGAUUGUAAGUAAAGCA